GAUCACACAGCCCUACUUAGAAGACAACCUACAUGACUGACCUUUGUUCCACCUUCAAGCAGCGUCAUGACCCACGACCUCGUACAUCCAUUUACGACACAAACAUAAAACCUCCUCGAGUUCCAUGUCUCUUCAUCCUUCCUCCCAAACAAGUGCAUCGAUGGAGAGAGUCGUCGCUCCCUCUCAAGCCAUUCUCAUUGUUGUGCUACUACUACUACUACUCUCCCUCUCUCCUUCCCGCCCUGAUCCCGACCUCCUUCUCGACUAUUGCGUCGCCGACGUCGCUGCCCAGACCUUCCACCUUAAUGGUCGCCCCUGCAUCGAUCCUACCCUCGCCCGGUCUGCCCACUUCGCCACCUCAGCGCUCUCCCAACCCAACGGUGCCGCCGCCACUGCCCUCUUCGGCUUCAGCGUCACCACCACCAACGCCACCACACUCCCCGGCGCCAACGCGCAGGGCCUGGCGAUGGCCCGUGUCGACAUCGUCGGCGGCGGCCUCGUCCCGCCCCACGCCCACCCCCGCGCUUCCGAGGCAGCGCUGCUCCUCCGGGGGACGCUGCUGGUGGGAUUCGUCGACACCUCACACCGCCUCUACACCCAACAACUUCGUCCCGGCGAUACGUUCCUGUUCUCCAGGGGGUUGGUCCACUUCCUGUACAAUCUUGACCCGACGACGCCGGCGGUGGUGCUGUCGGGGUUCAACAGCCAAAAUCCCGGGGCACAGCUCGCCUCCACGACAUUGUUCCGGUCGGACCCGCGGUUUCCGGAGGAGGUCUUGAAGAAGGCCUUCAAGAUUUCUGGGCAGGAUGUGCAGAGGAUUCAGAGGAACCUCGGGGGAUGAUGAUGUUGUCGAACGCAUGCACAAAAUCUAUGAACAUGACUAAACUUGCGAUCGAACACCGUUCUAUCACUGUUAUACCAAUAUGCGUGAUCUUGAAAUCUUACUGUUAUAAUGGCAUUCCACUAAA
Messenger RNA from Musa acuminata subsp. malaccensis (wild Malaysian banana), 968 nucleotides. Its product is annotated as germin-like protein 3-1. Gene Ontology annotation, molecular function: manganese ion binding. Gene Ontology annotation, cellular component: cell wall. The record is from RefSeq and is a predicted model, not a curated record. Lineage: Eukaryota; Viridiplantae; Streptophyta; Magnoliopsida; Zingiberales; Musaceae.